Gastrolobium bilobum is the source of this 2719-nucleotide messenger RNA. RefSeq lists its product as uncharacterized. The record is from RefSeq and is a predicted model, not a curated record. The coding region runs from base 681 to 2315 and encodes 544 amino acids. The transcript is spliced from 3 exons. Lineage: Eukaryota; Viridiplantae; Streptophyta; Magnoliopsida; Fabales; Fabaceae.
CUUCGUUCGAUCUUCUCCCUUUCGAUCCUCGAUUUCUUUUUAAUUAUUGCUCUUAAUUCUUGAAUCAAGUACCUAUUUCGUUCAAUUUCUGUUGUUUGCUUCCGUUUGAUCCCAAAAUCGUCCCCUUUUCGUGAUGAUUAUCGUGUUCUAGGGUUAGGGUUUCGAUUCGGUCCUUCAAAGGCCAUCCAAUUGUCCAAUCCCCUUCCUUAUUCCGCAAAAUUUCCUGGUUUUGUUACUUAUUCAUCUUGUAUUUGGCCCCAAUUUGACAUAAGACUGAACGAGUUUACGAAUCUAGGGUUUCGGAGCGGUCGAAUUUUUAGGGCUUCUCGAUCUUUGAAUUUGUGGAGAGUUUUUCUGUAAAUUGCUUGAGGGGUUUUAUUCCUUCCUAUCAUUUACGAAAUUCUUGCGGUCGUAUGGUUUUUAAUUUCGUAAUUUCUGGAGUGAGUCGAGAAUCUAGGGUUAGGGUUUGAACUGCUAAUUUUUUGUUUUUCUAAUUAGUGAAAUUGAGUUGGGGAUACGCUCUUUGGCGCCGAGGAACUUCCUUAAUUGUGAAAUUCUUUGUCAAAUUCUCUUCAAUUAAGCUUUGGGAUUUUCGUUUGACCGUAAACUGUUCUAAUCUUAGUACUGAGUUGGCGGGUUUUCUGAAGUUUGAAUUUGAAAAAAAUUUGACAAGAAUCAGGAUGGGAUAUAAGAGAUGUCUUGAAGCUAAUGAAUUUGAGGAACUUUCUUUGAACAAGGUAAAGCGUUUUGAAUGCAACAAUGAACUGGUUUCAUUACCUGAUAUUGUUACUCCCAAUAAAGCCUUUGUGAAGACUUUUAUUUCAGAUGAUGAUGAAAAUGGCUUUUACAAUAUUCAAUGGUAUGAUCCCCUCGGGGUGGACACUGCCAUGGAAGCUCCUAAUGCUGUUGACAAGAAUGUUCAAACCAGUGGCAACUUCAGCAGCUGUUCUAGUGAGGAGGAUACUGGUUCUGGGGCAACAUCUUUAUCAUAUGCUUCUUCAGAUUGUUUGGAAUUUGAUAUUCCACGGAAAACAUGUGUUCCUUUGGAUGAUGCCUAUUUUGCCUUUGAUUGCUCCCCUAGAAAACCAGUUCCCAUUGGACCAAAUCAUCAAGCCACCAUUCCUAUUUGGAGGGGAAGAGCAAAUAAAAUGUCAGGUUUAGGCAUAUGUAAUAAUGGCAGUCCCUCCGCUGGUUCAGAAUCAGUUCAUACUGUUAAUGACAUUGAAGAGAGAUUCAUGGGAACUUCUGUGUUCUCAUUGCGUGAUUCUAGGUUUUUUUCUUCUUUGGGUAACAAGUGUGGAGAAGGCAGGACAGAAUGUAACUGCCGGGAUCAGGGCUCCAUAAGAUGUGUGCGACAGCAUGUUAGGGAAGCGCGAGAAAAUAUGAGGAAGACUCUUGGUAAGGAAAAUUUUGUGAACUUAGGCCUUUGUGACAUGGGAGAGGACAUUGCUCUUAAAUGGAGUGAAGAAGAAGAAGAGGUUUUUCAUGAGGUUGUCUACAACAAUCCUGCAUCAUUGGGUAGAAAUUUUUGGAAGGAACUGACAGCCACAUUCCAUUCUCGAACCAAUAAGGAAAUUGUCAGCUACUACUUUAAUGUCUUUAUGCUUAGGAGGAGGGCUGCUCAGAACAGAGCCAGGUGUUUGGAUAUUGAUAGUGAUGAUGAUGAAUGUCAUACAAGAAAUGCUGGGAUUUAUGGUUUUGAAAAUUCCGAAGAUGAUUCUGCCAUUGAGUCUCUUGGUGAUGAAAACGUUCGUGUAGAAAACCAAGAAAAUUAUUCUGAUGGGGAUGAUGGUGAUGAUAGCAACAGUGAUGAUGGAACUGAUGGUUGUAUUCUUGGUUUAACUGGAUAUAAUAUGGGAAACACAAUUGGGGCAGAGGAUGGGAUUGAUGGAAGAUCAUCAAAAUGCAUGCUGAACUCACAGAUUGAGAGUUCAAGUAAUCCCAUUCAAUAUGUCGAUGACACUCCAGGGAUUCUUGAGGACUAUAUUGGUGUCCAGGAUGACUCCUGUAUGUCCUUUGAGUGUGAUACCAAUAUGGAUGUGUCUUACCGUUCUCAUGGUUUAGUAGAUGCUAGCUCUGCAUUGCAAUCUAGGGGAUUUAAAUGUGAUCAGAAUCCACGCAUGCACGACAAACUUGAUUUGUUUAGUGAUGGGAUGGAACAUGUUUAUUUGUUGGAGCCCUGCGAUGCUAAAGAUUGGUUUCCUGGGUACUCAACAUGUCCGACUGCAGAUGUUGACUUCUUACCUACAUCCAAUCUGAUCGAAGAGUUUUUUGGUCAUGGUACUUCACCAGAUAAAAAGACCAGCAGUGACUAAGGUAUUAGCUCCUCUGCUUUUUGUGGCACUGGCGUGACAGGUUAAAGCUGCAUGAGGCUGCCAAUCGAGAUUUUGAAAAUUGCAGUUACGGAUCUGUUAUUUUAGUACCAGGAGCUACUUAAUUUUGGUGGAGGUUGGUGUAAAUUACAAUUUCCGAGGCUGGAAUGGAAAGCCUUCUAUUCUUUAUUUCUUUGUUUUAUUAUUUUCUUUUCUGACAGAGAGGAGAGGGUGGGGGUAGAAUCACAUUUGGUGUUAAUUUGUAUAUACUUGAUGUGGACCUCACCAUUUCCAAAAAAAAUGAAAAAAAAAAAAAAUUUGGGUUCCCCCCCGUUAAUGUUGUUUUUCUUACUAGCCCCCAAUUUGUAUGAUAAUGUAAAAACUAGUUUGGGUUGAAUAUAAUCUCA